Camelina sativa (false flax) is the source of this 1087-nucleotide messenger RNA. RefSeq lists its product as uncharacterized. Lineage: Eukaryota; Viridiplantae; Streptophyta; Magnoliopsida; Brassicales; Brassicaceae. The record is from RefSeq and is a predicted model, not a curated record.
ACAACUGCCAAAUGAGAAAAUGAAUGUCAUGUAUUCAACUUUGGUUCUGCCUAAUUGUAGAAAUUUAUUCAAUCUUUUUUUCUUCUACGCGAGCCUAACUCGUUUAUACUUCUGAUUUCUGAAAUCUAAACUCUUCGAACUAAAUUGACCACUCCACUAAAAGAGUCUUAAAAAGUCAAAUAGUUUUCUUAGACGACCUAAUUGUCUAACAAACUUUUCUUUUGACCUAUGCAUCAUUCUCUCGUCCAUAAAUACCCAUUCACGUUGUUGCUUACUCUUCACCUAAAAACAUUCAUACACAUACAAACAUACAACUACCAAAGAUUUUGUUUGCAAUUUCUCUCCUUUGAUUUUUUAUCCACAAGUAGAAGAAUGAAUACAUUCAAGAUAUCCUAUUUCAUUAUGGUACUCAUAAUGGUCCUAGCCAUUGCUAUAACACUUAGCGAACCGCUAAGGGUCGAGGCGAAGCAUCAAGACAAGAACGGUCAUCAAGAGAUAGCCGCUACUGCAAGGAACAAAGGUAGGAAACGUAUAGGUGCAGCAAUGACAUGUGACAAAAGCUCCAAAGUAUGUCGUCUCAAAGGCAGUCCAGGUCGUGAUUGUUGUCGUAAGAGGUGCGUCGACCUAAGAACCAACAAAUUGAACUGUGGAAGAUGUGGAAAAAGCUGUCAAUACUCGGAGGUUUGUUGCAACGGAUAUUGUGUAAACCCAAUGUUUGACAAGAGACACUGCGGAGGUUGCUUUAAGAAGUGUAAGAAAGGGAGAUCGUGUGCCUAUGGUAUGUGCAACUAUGCAUAAAGAAAUAAUGCGGUAUAAAGGUCAUUUAAAAAAAGAAAGAGAAUUUUAAUUUGUUGGUUUAAAUUGGAUUAAAUUCAUAUUAUACAUACAGAUCGAAAUUCAAAGAUUAUAUAGCUAGCUUAAAUAAAGGUCGAGUACUUACUAUAAAAGAUAGAAAGUCUUGUAAAAGUUUUUUUUUUUUUUGGUAUAAAAGUCUUGUAAAAGUUUGUCAUCAUUAUUAUAUUGUUAAUUUUAUUUAUACGCACAUGUCUCAUGCAUGUUAACAAUCCAAUGUAUUAUUAUUAAUAAA